Paramacrobiotus metropolitanus is the source of this 628-nucleotide messenger RNA. RefSeq lists its product as uncharacterized. NCBI's taxonomy places the organism in Eukaryota, Metazoa, Tardigrada, Eutardigrada, Parachela, Macrobiotidae. Bases 187 to 552 code for a protein of 121 amino acids. The transcript has 2 exons. The record is from RefSeq and is a predicted model, not a curated record.
CGACAUACGUGUAACGCUCGCCAGAACCUGGAAUGCCCGCUUCAUCCACCGCUUUCCGGUGACAGUGACACCAGUUUCGCGGGACAAAACGCGAUUGCAGUAUGGCGUAAUCUUGCUUGCGGUAGUAUUCGCCUGAAACAGUGCACCAUGACGUUGAAAUGCCAGGUGCGAAACUGGGGUUAACUGAUGCGCGCGACCGCUGUUCUCGUGCAUCGCCAACGCCUUACCGGGGAUUUCGGCAACGCGCUGUGGAGUGCCCUGGAAGCGCAGUUGCCAGCGCCGGAUGACGCCGAACUGCGUCGCGUGUCUACGUGGCUGGCAACUUUCCCAGCACACGGCCAGCUGACGGAAAAGGCGAGGGAAUCUGUUGCCGAGAUCUGCAAGACUUUAUGCGCGACGCAGUCGGCGGAUCCGCUUCCAUCGCUGCAUUACCGCGGGAAGAAGUGGUGCGUGGAUGGUUUGCAGGAUUUGCAAGUGGAGAAACUGUCGCGUAUCGCGUUUUAUGUCCUCGAGCGUCUAAACUCCGGAGAAGCGUCUAGUGCUUCGCGCUAGGCGCCGCAUAAAUGCUUCGCACGGAGUAUAUGUUCGUCCUGUUUGAAAAUCAUUGUGCUCUUUUUAUCUAAACUGC